Molecule: messenger RNA, 240 nt
Organism: Trichophyton benhamiae CBS 112371
Lineage: Eukaryota; Fungi; Ascomycota; Eurotiomycetes; Onygenales; Arthrodermataceae
Exons: 1
Coding region: 1-240 (79 amino acids)
Source: RefSeq, a predicted model, not a curated record
AUGUCCAUCCAUCUUAAGAAAAUGACAACCCAAGACGGCCGUUCGUCUCAGAUAUACUACCAAGUCCUGCCUGAUCUUCUUCGUCUUCAUCAUCUUCUACUCUCCCGGUUUCACCAGCAGCUCAUCUCGUCUAUCCUAAACACCAUCUCAUCUCAUCUCAUCUCAUCUCAUCUACUGCCAUCUACUGUCAAGGUCACCCCGAGUAACUCGCAUGUACAUAAAGUACAGCAAGUAAAGUAA